AUGCUCCGCUCCGUGCGUGGUCAGAUCCGCUUCGGACUGAAGAGCACGGCAGUUGGCAGCCCACGCUCCGUCCUGGCCCUCUCCACCGCCGCCACCGCCGCAGCGGCGUCGAUUGCUUCGAGCGAGGCGGCCGAGAACCCGCUGCUCAACGCGCCCGCGCUUUUUCCGCGCUUCGCCGACAUCCGGCCGGAGCACGUGCAGCCCGCGAUGAAGACACGCCUGGCAGAGGCGCAGACGGCGCUUGAAAAUCUCGAGCGUGACGUCGAGGCCACGCUCGCUCGCGGAGAGACGCCGCCGUACGCCCACCUGGCCGAUUCGGUCGAGCGGCUCGGUGAGCUUGUGUCCGGCCCGUGGGGCGCCGUCGGCCACCUCAAGAUGGUGAAGGACUCCGCGGAUCUCCGCUCUGCCGCCGACGCCGUCGAGCCGGACGUGGUCGCCUUCUCUUCCAAGCUGUCUGGCAGCGCGGCGCUGCACAAGGGGUGGUGCGCUCUGCGCGACGACGAGGCGGCGUGGGGAGCCCUCUCGACCGCGCAGCGGCGGGUGGCCGAGCUCGAGAUUCUCAACGGCGAGCUGGCCGGCGUCGGCCUGCUCGGCGCGGAGAAGGCCCGCUUCGAGCAGAUCCAGACGGAGCUCGCCGCGCUGUCCACCGCGUUUUCGAACGCGGUGCUGGACGGGACAAAGGCGUUCGCAAAGGUGCUGACGGCGCCCGAGGCGGUGGCCGGCCUGCCCGCGUCGGCGCGAGCGAUGAUGGCGGCGAGCGCGCGCAGCCGCGACAUCAAGCACGCCUCGAGCGGGGAGGAGGCGAGCGCGGAGGCGGGCCCGUGGGUCGCGACGCUGGACGGCCCGUGCUUCCUCGCCGUGAUGACCUUUGCGGACGACAGCGGGCUGCGCGAGGCGUUGUACCGCGCCUACGUCACGCGCGCGUCCGAGUUUGGCGGCGACGACAACGGGCCGCGCAUCCGGCGCAUCUUGCAGCUGCGCAAGGAGAAGGCGGCGCUGCUCGGCCGGUCCUCGCACGCCGAAGUCUCGCUCGCCGCAAAGAUGGCGACGCUGGGCGAGGCGAACGCGCUGCUUGAGGACUUGCGCGCGAAGUCGUACGCGCCCGCCGCCAAGGAGCACGAGCAGCUGGAGGCCUUCGCCGGCCGCCGCAUCGCGCUGUGGGACGUCAACUACUAUGCCGAGAAGCUCAAGGAGCAGCAGUUUUCGUACGACGAGGAGGCGAGCCGCAUAGAGAACAUAGCGCUCCGCCAGUACCUCCCGCUCGACCGCGUCCUCGACGGCCUCUUCGGCGUCGUCUCGCGCCUCUUCGGCGUCACCGUCGUCGAGCGCCGCCCGGCAGACGUCGGCGCGCAGGUGUGGGACGAGCACGUGCGGCUGUUUGAGCUGCAGCGCGACGGCGCGCCCGCCGCCUACGUCUUCCUCGACCCGUUCGCGCGCGCGGCGGAGAAGCGCGGCGGCGCGUGGAUGGACGAGGUCUGCUCGCGCAGCCGCGCCUUUGCGUCGGCGGGCAGCGCGGUGCGGCUGCCCGUCGCGCACAUGGUCUGCAACCAGUCGCCGCCCGUCACCGAGGCGGACGGCAGCGUCACGCCGAGCCUGAUGACUUUCCGCGAGGUGGAGACGCUCUUCCACGAGUGCGGGCACGCGCUGCAGCACAUGCUCACCAAGGUGGACGAGGGGCACCGAGGCACGGCCCCUCCGACCCUCCUCGGAGCCUCUGUUGCCGCAGGCAUCCGCGGCGUCGAGUGGGACGCGGUCGAGCAGCCGUCGCAGUUCAUGGAGAAUUGGGCGUACGAGCUCCGCACCCUGCGCGGGAUGGCCAAGCACUGGAAGAGCGGCGAGCCCAUCGACGAGGCGACGGUGCACAAGCUGCGGUCGGCCAAGAACUACCGCGCCGCCUCGAUGAUGCUGCGCCAGCUCAAGGCAACUUCCCGCGCGCGCGCGCGCGCGUGUGUGUGUGUGUCGCGCCCCAGCCCGGAACUCGCGACUCGACUCACCAUACGCACGUCGGUCCUCCCGUCGCUGCCCGAGGACCGCUUCCUCUGCUCUUUCGCGCACAUCUUCGCGGGCGGCUACGCGGCGGGCUACUACUCGUACAAGUGGGCCGAGGUCCUCUCCGCCGACGGCUUCGCCGCCUUCGAGGAGGCCGGCCUCGAGGACGAGAGCGCGAUCGUCGCGCUCGGCCGCCGCUACGCCGAGACCGUCAUGGGGCUCGGUGGGUCGCUGCCCGCGGCGGCGGUCUUCAAGCUCUUCCGCGGCCGCGCGCCCACCGCGGACGCGCUCUUGCGCCACUCGGACCUCGCCUGA
Molecule: messenger RNA, 2304 nt
Organism: Emiliania huxleyi CCMP1516
Lineage: Eukaryota; Haptophyta; Isochrysidales; Noelaerhabdaceae
Product: oligopeptidase A
Exons: 7
Coding region: 1-2304 (767 amino acids)
Biological process (GO): proteolysis; peptide metabolic process
Molecular function (GO): metalloendopeptidase activity
Source: RefSeq, a predicted model, not a curated record